AUGGUGGACAUCAUUCCCAGUGUGGUGGAGAAGGUAUGGAACAAGUGGAAUGUCCAAGGAGUCAUCCUCUUCAGUCUGUGCCUUCAGAUCUUUCUGAUCGCUUCCGCUUCUUUAAGAAAACGCACAAAAAGCUUAUCGCUUUGCCUUGUCUGGUUCGCUUACCUUCUCGCCGAUUGGGCUGCCAGCUUCUGUGUUGGACUCAUUUCUAACGAGCAAGAUAAAAAGAACUCCAACAUCACGGGAAAUGACUUCCUCAUGGCAUUCUGGGCUCCUUUCCUUUUGCUACACCUCGGUGGUCCUGACACCAUCACUGCUUUUGCCUUGGAGGACAAUGAGCUAUGGCUUAGGCAUCUUUUGGGCCUCAUUUUUCAAGUAAUCACAACGAUUUAUGUCUUCCUCCUGAGAACUUCUCAUAACCUAUUCUGGUUGCCGACAGUGUUGAUGUUUGUGGCUGGAUUAACCAAGUAUGCUGAGAGAACUCGUGCUUUGUAUAAGGCAUCUAUCAAUAAUUUUAGGCAAUCCUUACUUCCAAAAGCUGAGGCUGGUCCCAAUUAUGCAAAGCUCAUGGAGGAAUACACUUCUCGAAAGGAAGCUGGACUUCCUACUCAGAUCAUCAUAAUGCCAGAACCUGAGGCGGGAUACGACAACAUUGUCGGCGAUGAGAACCAACAGGUGCGGGAUGAUGGUGAUAUAAGUGAUCUUGAGGCAGCACAGAAAGCUUACUACUUCUUUAAAAAGUUCAAAGGUCUCAUCGUGGACAUGAUCUACAGCUUCGGCGAUCGCCACGAGAUUCGCCAAUAUUUCAAAAACAAAAACCCUAAUAUUGCUCUUCACAUAAUAGCGAUUGAACUCAAUUUCAUGUAUGAAGCAUUCUACACCAAGGCUUUCAUCAUUCGCCAUUGGCUCGGGUACUUGUGUAAAUUCGUUUCCCUCAUUUCCAUCGUGGUUGCCCUUGCACUCUUCAUUUCAACAGAGAAGAAACUCUGCGACAAGUUUAACGUUAGGGUCACUUAUGCAUUGCUAUUUGGCGCCCUGGUCUUGGACACCAUAGGCUUCUUCAUGUUCAUUUUCACUGAUUACACAGCUACUUUUUCUGAUCAAUCCCGACAUGAUUCCUACAAAGCUUCUUGGCUCCAAAGGUUCAAAGUUUCUUUUUUUCGACAUUUCAAUGGUAAUAUUUUGGUGCACUUCCUCAAGAGGAGGAAUCCAGAAACAAAUUGGAAAAAGAUUAAGAAUAAUCCGACUUAUAAUGACUAUCAUGCACUUUCCACCCCCUUCCCAUUUCGUCGAUGGUCUGAAUCAAUCUCAAAGUACAAUUUGGUGAAAUAUUGCUUGGACGAGCUAUCAGUUUUGAGUGAUCAUAAUCGAAGCUUUGGUCAGGUCACCAUUUUUAAAAUGGUUUCAUUGGUACGAUCUGCUUUCUGUAAAGUAAUCGAAAAUUUUGGUGGUGGAGAUCUCCUUCUUCGGUGGAAGCACGAGGAAAAAGGUCCAUUCCUUGAAGAGCUGUGGAAAUAUAUCUUCCAAGAGUUGAAAAAGAAAUCAGAAGAUGUUCAAGAUCUAGAUACCCUUAAAAGCAUAUGUUCAGCCAGAGGUGAGUUGGCUCUCUAUAAAAUGGACUUGGAUCCAGAAAGACGACAAAACUUAAAGUAUUUUCUAGAUCCCAGUGAGGUUGCUUUUGAUGAGAGCCUCCUAUUGUGGCACAUUGCUACCACCAUUUGCUUCUUUGGAGAUGGCGACAAAUGCAAAGGAGAUAAAAAAGAGACCAAAACAAGAGAUAAAGAAAUCAUCAGCAAACUUCUCUCAGAUUAUAUGCUAUACCUUUUAAUUAUACAACCUGCAAUGAUGUCUGCAGUGGCGGGAAUUGGACAAAUAAGGUUUCGAGAUACGUGUGAAGAGGCCAAGAAGUUCUUGAGCAAAAGGAUGAUGCGAGAGCAGGAGAUGCCAGAGCAGGAGAUUAAUGGAGAGGAAAAAGCUUGCAGAUGUCUUCGUAAAGUGCAAACAGAAUAUAAACCCAUUGAUGUGAAGGGGGAUAGGAGCAAAUCUGUAUUGUUUGAAGCAUGUAGGUUGGCCAAGGAGUUGGACAAGUUAGAGGAUAAGAAGUGGGAAAUUAUCUGUCCUGUAUGGGUGGAAUUGCUAUCAUUUGCUGCGAGUCAUUGCAGACCUACAGGACAUUUGCAGUUAUUAAGUAAAGGUGGAGAACUUGUUUCUUUUGUUUGGAUUUUAAUGGUUCAUUUAGGUCUAGGGACUCAGUUCCAGAUCAAAGAAGGCCAUGCAAGGGCAAAACUACUUGUGGGUGGUGGUAGCUGAAGAUGGAUGCACUUCAUCAAUUCACUUUAUGUGUGAGUGUGCUUCAACCCACAUUUUAUAGCUUCAGUCCAAUAAAAAAGAUUGCUUUUGUACUUUAGUUCUCUUAUUAGCAUGUGUUGAAACCUUCAAAAAACGCACAGAGCAACUUUUAGGUAAAACGCUG
Molecule: messenger RNA, 2470 nt
Organism: Prosopis cineraria
Lineage: Eukaryota; Viridiplantae; Streptophyta; Magnoliopsida; Fabales; Fabaceae
Exons: 1
Coding region: 1-2307 (768 amino acids)
Source: RefSeq, a predicted model, not a curated record